Messenger RNA from Plutella xylostella (diamondback moth), 1152 nucleotides. RefSeq lists its product as uncharacterized. Lineage: Eukaryota; Metazoa; Arthropoda; Insecta; Lepidoptera; Plutellidae. The record is from RefSeq and is a predicted model, not a curated record.
CCCUUUUAUUUCCCACACACUAAUUACCUAAUUACAAACACGCAUAGAUAAAAGAUGCAACUACCCGUUUUAUCUUCAGUCAUUCUCGAACUCCCGACGCGGCGACAUCGCCAAAAUGAGCACUAGUUUAAUGGACACGGACGCGAUUCUCUCAUCCUCGGAGUACUGGAGCCGCCUGGACGAGCAGUGGGGAACCCCUAUAGACCUGGAGACUGACGACCAGCAAGACGACAACUUCGUGCCACCGACCAGCCUGCAGUCCUUCUUCAGCACCAUCGACCUCCGACCGAAACACACCUUCGACUCGGCCAUCAUGCUGCGACGGGUGCAGAGGAAAGUCUACGACAGUCUCUCCAAGAGAUCAGCAGCUUCAGUCAACUAUAAGGACUUCAUCCAGGAGCUGGAUCGAGACGAAGCGACACACAAGGAACGAGAAGACAAGCAGUUCUACUACAUCGGAGGGCAGAUCAUAUCAGCAGCAUCAGUUGACGAAAUCUGUGACAAUAUAGAUGAUAUAUUCAAAUCAGUGAGCAAACUCAGUGCCACCACCAGCACCAUACGACCCUCAAAGGCAGCGAAGCCGCCGCCGAAGAUACCCGAAGUGAUCGAAUGCAGUUUCUCAACCAGUAACCUCUCGUUCGAUGAUACUCACGACUUCGAGAAGGAGAAAUCCGAUGGUGAUGAUGUGGAUCGAUUCAUUGACGAGCUGUUUGAUGAACUGAACCAGACCAUGGCAAGUUUGCAGAAGUCCAGUGUUUUGGACCAAUCAGGGGCGAGGAUUUUGGACCAGACGACGACGAUUGAGUCAGUGACUACUCUGGUGAAGAAAUUCAGUUCUAUACUGGAGAGCCCGGCUGUGAAAUGCAGUCCGCGGCGGCAGAGGCAGUGUUGUGAAAGAUUCAAGGACUUGGCAGAUUUUUGGAAAAACCGCACGUUGCAAUUGUAGUUAAUUAAUGAUUCAUACUUAUGGUUAUGUGUGCUAGGUAGGUAUUAGGUAAGUACUCGCUAGUACUGUUUGUUUUGUUUAAAUUAUUUUAUGUCCUAAUUGUUAUAAUUAGCUUUGCUAGGUUUUAAAUUAUGGUCUAGGUCUGUGAUUCCUAAUGUCGUCAAGUUAUUGUUAAACAAGGUAUGAUGUAGUAAAUAAUAAAUUAU